Messenger RNA from Paramuricea clavata, 3573 nucleotides. The record is from the annotation of a GenBank genome assembly. Lineage: Eukaryota; Metazoa; Cnidaria; Anthozoa; Malacalcyonacea; Plexauridae.
CGUUUUCAUGGGGGGUGGUCGCUUUGGCGUUCCAUUGUGCCACGAAUGCUUGGCCUUGACGCUUUUUGGCUUGCCAAAUGAAUUGCCAUAGAAAGUUUUUUUGCCUUUUAUAAAAGGCUAUGUACAAUAAACUUUCCAAGCCAAACCACUCACCAGAAAGUGGAAAUAUAAUAAUCUCGUUCAGGAACAAAGUUCGCCGAAUGCCAAUGGAUAGAAAGUCGAAAGUUUGCGUUUUAUGUGGUGUUUUGAUGACAAGCUUGUUUUAUGUUGCUUACGCAUUACAUGUGAAUUUUGGAGGAUAUUCGCUAACAAGAACGCGUGAUAUUGCGACUACAUUAGAACAGUCUUGUCCUCUGACGAAACCUGUAAAAACAAAAGACGGGGCGAUUUCGUAUCGAAUUGGAAUCAUUUCAGACUUGGACGAAAACUCCAAACAUCCCAAUAAAUUGAAUACAUGGGUUAGUUACUUUAAACGUGGCAAAUUAGUUUUAAAUGCCAAUGGUGGAGCGAAUAAAGUUAGUGUACUAUGGGACGAUAACAAUGUGGAGCUCACAUCUUCGUUAGCGCAAGGCGGACGUGGUAUGGAGCUAUCCGAGCUUGUUUGCUUUGAUGGAAAAAUUUUAAGCCUUGACGAUCGGACUGGAGUAGUCUAUCAAAUUUUCGACCGACAUGUGUCGCCCUGGGUUAUUAUGGCCGACGGCGAUGGCCAAGAGGCGAAAGGUUUCAAAGGGGAGUGGUCCACGGUUAAAGAUGGACAACUUUACAUCGGUGGUCUUGGUAAAGAAUGGACGUCGAAAACUGGCGAGAUUUUGAAUUUCAAUCCACAAUAUGUCAAAAUCGUUGGUCCCAGUGGCGCGAUGACACACGUUAGCUGGGUUGAUAAGUAUAGAAAGUUGUUAAAAACAGCUGGCAUUGAACCACCUGGCUACUUGAUUCACGAGUCGGCCGUUUGGAGUAGUGUUAAUAAAAAAUGGUUUUUCCUACCACGCCGGGCUAGCAAAUUAAAAUACGACGAUAAAGAAGACGAGCGUCAUGGUACAAAUAUGCUUCUGUCGUGCAGCGAAGAUUUUAGUGGCUGCGAUCGCACCCUCAUUGGUCCACUUAAUACGACGCACGGUUUCUCCUCGUUUAAGUUCAUCCCGGGCACUAACGACCAAGAAAUUGUGGCGUUAAAAACGCAAGAAGUGGGCGGGCAGAUUGCGUCGUACAUCAUGGCAUUUGACUUGAGUGGCAGAAUAUUGAUGAGUGAACAGAAAAUUCCUGGUAGCUAUAAAUUUGAAGGAAUCGAGUUUUUAUGAUCAUUGACUGUCCCUUUAAGGCUGUUUACAUGGACUCUACCAGCAUACCCAUAUUCAUGAUGUCAUUAUAUAUGACUUGCUAGCAUCUCAGUCAAUAUGUGAUGCUUAUGUGAACUAAGAAUAUGUAAACUUAAAAUAUAUUUAGGAUUUGGGGCAUCUUGCUUGGUAGGGGGCCUGAGGGUUGAAAGUUCAAUUCCAGCCAGAGGGCCUAAAGUUUCCUCCAUAACCCUCUGUUGGAGUCACCGUAACUCCAUGUAAACAGACCCUAAAUGUGGGGUGUUAUAGCAAGACAAUUUUAAUAUUUUGUAUUAGCCAAACUGUCCUGGGUCUAAUUUACCCUGUGAUCAGAGUUUCCAAAGAGAAUAGAGACUCUGCAGAAUUUGUAUAAUUUCCUAUUUUAACUGGUGUUAGGAUAGGAAACACUCUAUUAAAGCCUGAUUUGACAACGGCAAAAUUCGUCAUGCAAAAUUGUGUCUGCAAAAUAUGGAUGAUUGCACAUGAGUGAUUCUAUUGAAUUUUGUCACUUUAUUUGCUUUCGCAGUGAGUAGAACUGACGUCUUCUCACUGGUGUAGCAAAAUGUAACUUUACUGCGUAUGCACAAAUUCAUUUCACAUUUUGCUGAAAAAAGUGCUUGUGGAAUCAGAUCUAUAGACCAUUAGUGGCGUAGCCAGUCCGACAAUUUAGUCCCGCUAUGCAAAUUCAAAAUAAUUAUCAUUAUUCAUUUCUUUAGAAAUUGAUUGUUUUCACAGUCAACAAACACGAAAAUAUUUGCAUAGCGGGACUAAAUCUUCGGGCUGGCUACGCUACUGUUAGUGCAGUAGAUGGAAUGAGUUAGCUUGCUACAUUAUGCUGGACAAUGCAGUGAGUUGUGACCAUUGAACUAUAAAUAAACUGAAAGGCUAACUGCUAUGAUGAAGGCCUAUGGUUUGAUGAAGCCGAAAUAGUUUUUGUGAGUUAUGAGCAGAAAUACUUGACCCCAAACGUCGGGCUAUAUAUCAAAUUGAAGCUAUUGAAAAUUGCUAUUCGGUGUGGAAAUUUCAAGACUUCAGCGAAAAGAAAAAUAUUUUAAAAAAUACAAAAACAACUGCAAAACGGCAAAUUUUCGGUAAUUAUGUUUGUAGUUUUUCAAUUUGAUAUAUAGCCGAACGUUCAGUGUUGAGUAUUUCCGCUCAUAACUCAGAAAAACUAAAAUACACUGGCUUCAAUUUCCCCCCCCCCCCCGAGUUAGCCUUCCAGUUUAUUUAUAGUUCAAUGGUUGUGACAUGUUAGGUUUACCGGAUGAAUUUGGAACUAUACAAAAACUCGUACAGUUCCACGGAAUUCAAAAUUGUCAAUAUUGUAAUCAUAUAGUCUUUCUCUGUUUUAGUAAUUAUUAUUUAAGCAUACUUUUGCAGUCUAUUAGCCAGGGUAGGGAUAAAACGCUGAAACUGAAUCGCGGAAACGGAAACUGAAAGCGGAAACUGAAAUGGGGAUAAAACGCUGAAAUGGGGGUAAAACGCUGAAAUGGGGAUAAAACAUAGUCUUUCUCUGUUUUAGUAAUUAUUAUUUAAGCAUACUUUUGCAGUCUAUUAGCCAGGGUAGGGAUAAAACGCUGAAACUGAAUCGCGGAAACGGAAACUGAAAGCGGAAACUGAAAUGGGGAUACAACACUGAAAUGGGGAUAAAACGCUGAAAUGGGGGUAAAACGCUGAAUUCAUCUAUUAGCCAGGGUAGGGAUAAAACGCUGAAACUGAAUCGCGGAAACGGAAACUGAAAGCGGAAACUGAAAUGGGGAUAAAACGCUGAAAUGGGGGUAAAACACUGAAAGCGGAAACUGAAAUGGGGAUAAAACGCUGAAAUGGGGGUAAAACGCUGAAAUGGGGAUAAAACGCUGAAAUGGGGAUAAAAUGCUGAAAUGGGGAUAAAAUGCUGAAAUGGGGGUAGAACACUGAAUUCAUCAAUGGGGAUAAAAAUUUAAUCGAAUUCGUUGUUUGCUAGACCAUUGCGAACACAUGUAAUUUGCCUAUAAAACUGAAUAAAUAUAAGAAAGAAGUUCCUGGUAAAAUGACAACCACAAAUUUUCGAAGAACGAAUAUAAUCUGACAGUUUAUCUUUUAUUAAUAAUGUAAUCUACAAUUUUCUCCAUAUAACUUCGAACUCAACUUUUUGUGAUAGCAUACUAUCUUCACACUGCCAUAUGGCUGGUAUUUUGGGUGUAAAACCGGUGUCACAGGAAUUUCCCGGGAAUUGUCAGGACACGUGUCUAAAUCGGAAAAAACGUUUUUCUUCUCCUGC